GUUUGUAGGUGUGGUUGGAAGAAAAUGCAUGUAACUCUGACAUCAUGAUGUCCAUCCGGCAAAGAAAAGGAUUAAAAACGACAGAAGUUUCUGAGGAUUUUCCAGCACAAGAAGAAAAUGUGAAGUUGGAAAAUAAAUUACCAUCUGGUUGUACCAGUAGAAGAUUAUGGAAGAUUCUGUCAUUUACAAUUGGUGGAAUCAUUGCCCUUUGCAUUGGACUUCUCACAUCUGUCUACCUUGCCACUCUGCAUGAAAAUGAUUUAUGGUUUUCCAACAUUAAGGAAGUGGAGCGAGAAAUCUCAUUCAGAACAGAAUGUGGACUGUAUUACUCCUACUACAAGCAAAUGUUGCAGGCUCCAACCCUCGUUCAAGGUUUUCAUGGCUUAAUAUAUGAUAAUAAAACUGAAUCUAUGAGGACAAUUAACCUCCUUCAACGAAUGAAUAUUUACCAAGAGGUUUUUCUCAGUAUUUUAUAUAGAGUUCUACCUAUACAGAAAUAUUUAGAGCCAGUUUAUUUUUAUAUUUACACCUUAUUUGGGCUCCAAGCAAUCUAUGUCACAGCUCUUUACAUAACCAGCUGGCUCCUUAGUGGUACGUGGCUAUCAGGACUAUUAGCAGCUUUCUGGUAUGUCAUAAAUAGAAUAGAUACCACAAGAGUUGAAUUCACGAUCCCGCUGAGGGAGAACUGGGCACUGCCGUUCUUUGCAAUUCAGAUAGCAGCAAUUACAUACUUUCUGAGACCAAACUUACAGCUUCUUUCUGAAAGGCUGACACUUCUUGCCAUUUUCAUAUCAACUUUUCUCUUUAGUCUGACAUGGCAAUUUAAUCAAUUUAUGAUGCUGAUGCAAGCAUUAGUGCUGUUCAUACUGGACUCCUUGGACAUGCUGCCAGCAGUGAAGGCAACAUGGCUGUAUGGUAUACAGAUAACAGGUUUACUCCUGGUCUGCAUUCUUCAGUUUUUUAAUUCCAUGAUUCUUGGAUCAUUGCUUAUCAGUUUUAACCUUUCAGUAUUAAUUGCAAGAAAACUUCAGAAAAAUCUGAAAACUGGAAGCUUCCUUAAUAGACUUGGGAAACUUUUGUUACAUUUAUUUGUGGUUUUAUGUUUGACACUUUUUCUCAACAACAUAAUUAAGAAAAUUCUUAACCUGAAGUCAGAUGAGCACAUAUUUAAAUUUCUAAAGGCAAAAUUUGGGCUUGGAGCAACAAGGGAUUUUGAUGCAAAUCUCUAUCUGUGUGAAGAAGCUUUUGGUCUUCUGCCUUUUAAUACAUUUGAAAGGCUUUCCGAUACUCUGCUUUUUUAUGCUUACAUGUUUGUUCUGUUCAUCACAGUGAUUGCAGCAUUCGUUGUUGCCUUUCAAAAUCUCAGUAAUUCUACAAAUCAACAAUCCAUGCAUAAAAUGGGAAAAGGCACAAUUGACCUGAAGCCAGAAGCAGCCUACAACUUAACACAUACCAUUCUGUUUGGAUUCUUGGCUUUGAGUACAAUGAGAAUGAAGUAUCUCUGGACGUCACACAUGUGUGUGUUUGCAUCAUUUGGCUUAUGUAGCCCCGAAAUAUGGGGGUUACUUCUGAAAUCAGUCCAUCUUUGUACCCCCAAAAGGAUAUCUAUAAUGCGGUAUUCGGUACCGAUAUUAAUACUGCUGUAUCUAUGCUAUAAGUUCUGGCCAGGAAUGAUGGAUGAACUCUCCGAGUUGAGAGAAUUCUAUGAUCCAGAUACAGUGGAGCUGAUGAACUGGAUUAACUCUAACACUCCAAGAAAGGCCGUGUUUGCUGGAAGCAUGCAGUUGCUGGCGGGAGUCAAGCUGUGCACAGGAAGGACCCUAACCAACCACCCGCACUAUGAAGACAACAGCCUGAGGGAGCGAACCAAAGCGGUUUAUCAGAUAUAUGCAAAGAAGUCUCCAGAGGAGGUGCAUGCCCUCCUGAGAUCCUUCGGCACCGACUAUGUCGUCUUGGAAGACAGCAUCUGCUACGAGCGAAGGCACCACCGGGGCUGCCGGCUCCGGGACCUGCUGGACGUCGCCAAUGGGCAUAUGAUGGAUGGCCCAGGAGAGAAUGAUCCAGAUUUGAAACCUGCAGACCACCCUCGCUUCUGUGAAGAGAUUAAAAGAAACCUGCCUCCCUACAUGGUCCACUUCACUAGAGUGUUUCAGAACAAAACAUUCCACGUUUACAAGCUAUCCAGAAACAAGUAACAAUGAUUUCUGUCCAAUCUCUAUUUUUGAUACAGUGAAACUGCAUCAUAAUGAAACUCAGUAGAUAAAGUUUCCUAUGUAAGUAGGUAGCCAGUACCUCAAAGCUGUGAUAUGAGUAAGUUCUAAAGAUGUUUACACCAGUGUUACCUGAAAGUAUCUUCUUUGAUACUUUGAAAGUAUCUUCUACAAGCUUAAGUCUCUUUUGUCUUGUCCAUCAAUGUUCUUUAACCUAAAUGUUCACAGCUUUCUAAAAGUGACCUAGAAUUUUGUUGUUGGGAGAAUAAUAUGCAUUCCAUAGGUAGCCUGGACAGGCAUGUAUCAUGUUGGAAGGUGUUCAGGAUUCGAAACACUGCUAAUUUUCAGGUGACUUAAGAUAGCUGUGGUUGAUUCAAAUUGAGAGGACAUUAAGUUAUUCAAUAUGGGAUUUCACUAGUGAAAAACAUUUGGUGGUUUUUUAAAGAGCUCAUGUUUGUCCUGUUUCACCUUAAAAUUUUAUAGUAUUUUUCCAAUUAUGCUUUUAACAUUAACAAAAAAAUCAUGUUAGGUCUUUGUAUGUAUCAAAUGUUUUGUUACACUCUGUCUGGAAUAGAAUGUGUACCAGUCAGUAGUAUGUGUCUUGUAUUAAGUGUGUGUGUGUGUGUGUGUGUUUUAAUACUGGGCACAGAAAAAUGUUACAAAUUCCAUAUUGUAAGUCCUUAGAGGGGCAGAAAUGUAUGUAGUCCAGUAGAAUUUGUUACUGUUUAGUGUUAUUAUUUUAAAAUCUACUGAUACUCUGUAAUCUCUCCUGCAAGUAAAAUGGUUUUGCUUUAUUUCUUACUCAUUUCAAUUUACUGGGUUUGCAAAAUUUUGUAAACUUUUUGUGUUUUUAGCCUUUGUAUUUUUUACAGCCUAGAAUCUUGCAAAGUCUGAAUAUUUUUAAAAUGUUAUAUCUUAAUUAGUUCACUAAUAUAAUAUUUUUAGCAGACAGCAUUUUCAUACCAGGUUUGACUUGUGGUCUCCAAUCUUACUGUGAGGGUCCUGGUAACAUUCUUCUUUUCCUUACUAAAAGAUAACAAGUGCCUCUAAGUCAUGCUUAUUUGUAAACAACAAAGAGGAUUAUACGUACCGGCUCAAAAAUUUUUGAUAAUUGCUUUUAUAAUUAAUUUCUAAUGAUAGGGACAUGUAAAAGUUGCAGAUAAAAGCAUAUUGUGCAUUUAAUUAAAUCAAGAUGGCUAAUGAAAUUAACUUUCUCUCCUGCUCUUGCCAGUUGGAAAUAAUUUAAACGUUUCUCCUUGCAGUUGUAUUGAAAUAAAUUACCAUAGGCAUCAAGAUGGAUACACCACAUUCUCAAAUGACUUUAUACUCAGUUACUACUUAUUAAGCAGCAUUCAAACAAAUUUUUACAAUGUCAUGUUGGACAUUAAGAAUACCCAGCUUUUAUCAGAACUUUUUAAAUAAAAGAUUGACAUCUCUAGGUUAUUAAAUUAUGCAACUGAAACUCCUGAAUUAUAUCUUUCCUGAAUCCCUUAAUAAGGUUGGAGACUACUGCAGUUUAGGAUAAUACAAUAAUAAAACAUUUUAAUCAGUACUAAAACUUUAAUUAAGCCAGUAAUGAUGCAUGCCUGUUGUAGCUGACAGCAUGGGUCAGUACAUCCUUCAGCGAGUGCCUUACUCUAAUUGAAACCAAGCACAUGUAAGGUACAACAUGUUAAAUUAUGUGGUUUUGUUUUUAUAAUUCUCUGUUACCUCUUCAGAUACAUUUAAACUUAUGUUAAAUAUUCCUGUAUGUAUGAGUCUAAGCAUUUGGGCAUUUGGAGUCUCAGUAUACAAGAAAUAUAUACUUAAACUUUUAUGCUUAUCAUCACUGUGAUGAUGGCAUACAGUAAUUUUUUUUCAUGGUUUAGGUACCGUUGUUGCCAAAACAUUUAGUGUUCAGUCUUUAGUGAAAAAUAUAAAGUGCCAAAAAAAUCUUGCAAGACAAAAAUCCAUACAUACACUCUUUCCAAGACACUGUGACCAUUUACGGUAGAAGUUUUAAUUUCCUGACGACCAAAUCUCUCAACAGAGCAUAUUAAAUAUUUAUAGCACUCGUCAGUAUUCUCUUACAUGACCUUCUCAUUGGAGUACAUAGGAGAAAAAGAGGAAGAGCAUCUGACUUCAGGCUCUGGUUUCCAGCCUCUUUACUGAGCCAAAGCAAGAGACCUGUGGCCUGUGCUAGCCACCACUCAGACCUUGGUGGCUGUGUCAAUACUUGGUGAUAGCCUCAAAUAAUGACUCUGAUAUUUAUUGAUAGAAAAACCACUUGAGUUUCCCUGUGAGCUAGCAGUCAGAUGGCUCUCUAAAUACAGGAGAAGUACUCUUAACUGACUCUGCUUCUGUGACUUCCCAGACCCCAGAGGCUUGUCUUCCGUAGGUUGCCAGUCCCACCCUAGCCAGGAGGCUGCUCUCUGGUUCCUCUGCACUCUCCUUCCCUCCCUUGAGCUGUAUGCCCGUCCCAGAAUUCUCCAUGCAAGUUCUCCUUCCUAUUCUAAGUAUACAACUCAACUGCUUACAUCAACAUAGGAAACAUGGAUGUAAAAGGAGAGUCAUUACUGGAAAAAUUAAAUUGAAUGCUUUGGUAAGAAGUGAUCAUUGUUGAGUUGCUGUUAAAAGUUGCUUUUAAAUUA
Carlito syrichta (Philippine tarsier) is the source of this 4840-nucleotide messenger RNA. It is a transcript of the gene DPY19L3, whose product is annotated as dpy-19 like 3 (C. elegans). Lineage: Eukaryota; Metazoa; Chordata; Mammalia; Primates; Tarsiidae. The record is from RefSeq and is a predicted model, not a curated record. The transcript is spliced from 18 exons. Gene Ontology annotation, cellular component: nuclear inner membrane. Gene Ontology annotation, molecular function: mannosyltransferase activity. The coding region runs from base 45 to 2195 and encodes 716 amino acids.